CUUCAAAGCAAAAUUCAAUCCAUUUAGAAAUUUAUGGCUCAGAUUCAAGCCAGUAUUUUUCAUUGUUACCGAGAGAUUAAGAGCCCGUUUGGCAACCCUUUUUUCGGCUUACCAGGCUUAUUAGCCAACUUUUCAUCAAACACAUGCAUAAUUUUUUAUUUCGCGCGCUGAAUUGAGUAAUAAGCAGAAAAAGUAAGGUUGGAGUUAUUUUUCUGGCUGUAUUGGCUGAAGUUACUGUAGAUGACCAUUUUAGCUAUUUUUACAUAUAAUUUUUUCUUUAUUUUAUUAAUAAAAUAUAUUUUAAAAAUAUUUUUUUCUUAAAUCAGCAGAAUCAGCCAAUGCAGCCACUUCAACCAGAACUUCAUAAAUUUCAGCAGAACCAGCCAAAGCAGCCAAUUUUUGUGCUACCAAACAGCCUCUAUAACAAGGCGACACAUCUUCUAGCUCAUCAUGGUGGACUGGGCGCUGCUCUGAAGAUUUUCUACCAGCUAGUCUCUCUUCCUUCUCAUAUCAAGGGUGUUCUUUUGACGGACCAUAUUCCAGCGAGCUCUUACACUAUGAUUUCCAUUUUUAUUUGGUGUUUUGGGGCUCUUAUUUGGCGUUUUUUUGUAUGGCUUUUCAUUGUAUUCUUUUUUUAAUGAGCUUUGGUUUUGGUCCUGUAAUUGCCUCUUAUUUGGCGUUUUUUUAAUUAUCUCAUUUUGGUGGUUUGGAGUAAAAAAAUUAUGUAGUAUAUAUAGUUCUAAUUACCACAUUUCCG
Molecule: messenger RNA, 757 nt
Organism: Cuscuta epithymum
Lineage: Eukaryota; Viridiplantae; Streptophyta; Magnoliopsida; Solanales; Convolvulaceae
Source: the annotation of a GenBank genome assembly